This is a messenger RNA of Lecanosticta acicola, 868 nucleotides long. NCBI's taxonomy places the organism in Eukaryota, Fungi, Ascomycota, Dothideomycetes, Mycosphaerellales, Mycosphaerellaceae. The record is from the annotation of a GenBank genome assembly.
AUGCUCCGGCUCACCGUCACACUCGCAGCCAAAGUCGCGAUAGACGAGUACCUGCGGCUGCGGAGGGAGCAGUCGGGGAGCUUCACGCCCUCUACUCCCGAAAAGGACGACAGACUUUCACAUGCAGCAGUGGGCAGUCCCAUCGACCAUCACGAUCUGAUCGAUGUUUCGAAAUUUCUGGUCCAAAAUGGCAAGACAGAUGAUGCCGCAAAGGAAUGGCGCCUAGACACCCUGUUGAAAGGGGCGGCAGUAUAUCAACCGCCUCCGCCACCCAGACCCGAGCCUGUAUGUCACCAACUCAAGAUUUUGUUGCUGGACAUUAAUGCCGAGCAUUGAUGCUGACCAUCCAUUGCAGACACCGGAAUACAAGGCUUUGAUGCAACGCCUACGCGAGGAAGAGGAGCGGAGACAGUACGAGCGAAUGAUCAACCCGCCGCCCAAGCCUGAGGCCUUUAGCCAGCGCUUUCCCGGCGCAGGCUCGACCUUCGGGUCCGGCAUCGACCUUGGCCACAAUACUGCUGAUCAGGUCGACGAGGUUACUUAUGCGGAUGUGAACCGCCAGAUGAUACUCAUCAUCAACGUUCUCGUCUCCAUCAUCUGUACGAGCGUCGCCGUGUGGAUGGCAGCUCGCCGCUGGAGCGUUCCGGAGCGUCUCGGACUCUCCUUCUCCAGCAGCACCGUUGUAGCAGUUGCUGAGGUCGCUAUCUACUUGGGAUACAUCAGACGAAUCAAAGACGCCAAGGUGACGGAGAGGAAGUCGAUUGAGACGAAAGAGAUUGUCGACACCUGGGUCAUUGAUGGAAAGUCUACGUCUCAGCACAGCCAGCUUCAAGACAGCCUUCGCUUCAGGAAGGGAAAACAUCGAUGA